This is a messenger RNA of Micropterus dolomieu (smallmouth bass), 534 nucleotides long. RefSeq names its product suppressor of tumorigenicity 14 protein homolog. The transcript has 4 exons. Bases 1 to 534 code for a protein of 177 amino acids. NCBI's taxonomy places the organism in Eukaryota, Metazoa, Chordata, Actinopteri, Centrarchiformes, Centrarchidae. The record is from RefSeq and is a predicted model, not a curated record. Gene Ontology annotation, molecular function: serine-type endopeptidase activity.
AUGUUAUACACCGUCACUGGGUUGUUUUCAUGUUUCGUAGCAGUCAACCUUGGUCUUGUUUGUUCCUGUAGUGAAGGAGACGCCGGAGGAGACAGCGUCGUGGUGUAUUACCAGUCGGAGUUUGAGGUCCACCCCUCCCAGCAGGCGGUGCUGGACGAAGCCAUCGAGUCUCUGGAUUCUCCUGCAGAAAGUCAGCAGAGCCGACAUGGACGGAUCCUGCUGAAACCUGUCAACGCUCUGAACAUCAACGGGGUCAUCUCACGAGCUGUAGACCCACGCAUGACCAGGACCACUUUACUUGAGAAAAAGUCGUUCAACAUCCACGUCAGUAAAGCAGGAGGAGUCAUGUCUCCGGGGUUCCCAGACUCUUUAUACCCACCAAACAUCCACCUGCAGUGGACACUGAGGGCUGACCCGGGCCACCGAGUCCAACUGGACUUCCACACCUUGAUCCUGGAGGACGACUGUCAGAAAGACUUCAUAAAGAUCUACGACUCCCUGGCUCCGAUAGAGAACCGAGUCCUGACAGAGUGA